Molecule: messenger RNA, 6226 nt
Organism: Tyto alba (common barn owl)
Lineage: Eukaryota; Metazoa; Chordata; Aves; Strigiformes; Tytonidae
Gene: TRPV1
Product: transient receptor potential cation channel subfamily V member 1
Exons: 16
Coding region: 3516-6047 (843 amino acids)
Biological process (GO): calcium ion import across plasma membrane
Cellular component (GO): membrane
Molecular function (GO): protein binding; calcium channel activity
Source: RefSeq, a predicted model, not a curated record
AGCUGGUUUUUUGUUUGUUUUGGUUUGGUUUGGUUUGGUUUUUUUCUCUCCUGGCUGUACAGUGUUGCUUUUCACUUCCUUCACUUUUUCUGGAGUUUUAUUCAACAUGCCAGCUCACUCAUUACAGUGGAAAAAAAAAAAGCUUGCAUUUAAUGUCCACUUCUGCUUCUGGGUGUACACAUUUCAUUGCUCUGUCAUUCCCAUUUGUGAAAUGAGGAGUAAUUAUCACAUUAAAUUUGACUGAGUGACUAGGAAAGAUCCAUUAACUUUCUGCAUAAAAUGAUACUUCAUGCAAGGCUUGUUUUCCUGGUAGGAAAUAUGUUUAGAAGGACUAGGAGAGGUGAGUAGCUGUCUGUAACUUAGUCUGAUGCUUUCAUUAGAGACUUCUUGUCCUUAAACUGUCUCACAAUAUACAUACAUAUAGGCAUCAGACCAGGAUGUCAACCUUGUUUGGGGGGUUUGGUGGCUCUUGCACAGAAUGAAUACCACUUUUUACAUGUUGCAUGUUGUCUCUGUAAAAGAUAGACUACAACUUUGGCUUGAACAUUGACAAAACAAAUCAAAAUAAAACAUGGAGGAUUAUUUCUGUGGCCACUCAAAUCAGGUGUAGUGGACUAAGGUCAGCGACAUGGCUUGCCCAGUACCGUGACUGGAGAUGCAUGGAAUGCAGGCUUGUAUCUGAGUGGAAAAUACAUCUACAGGAUGUGAGGUAACUAUUUUUCUUAUUUGGCAUACAUAAUUAUUUUACACUUGGUUUUUGGUUGGUAGAGUGUAUCACAGCCUCUCUGAAAUAGUCAGAAUUUGUGAUAAACUGGAUGAGCUGGCAAGCUCAGGGUUACAGAAGCCCAAUUCUCAUCUCUUUCAUCUUUGAUUUCCCUUUUAAGCCCAAACACAAUUAACAUUUUGAGAGACGGUCCACAGCAAUAGUUUGUUUUUGUAAUAUAGUGCAUAGCUAUUUUAGUGUAUUUGAUCCGAAUGUGUUUCUGAUUCUGCCCUUCAUGUAUUUCAUCAAAUUGAGUUUUAAUAUGGCAGCUGCCAGGCUAGACUCUAAUCUGUUUUUGAUGUUAAGUAUUGUUCAUGCGAAUUCCCUUAAAAUUUCAGAGUUUUUAUCCCAUGCUCUUAAAAUGUAUUUCUCUCCCCCACUCUUUAUUUUAAUGUGAAAACAUCUAUGCUCUAUCUGUCUAAAACAAGAUGGACAUACACCUUUUUUGCUUAAAUGAGAUUGGGAAGCAAGUGAGAUAGUUUCAUGUUAUCUAGAUACUAUUUCAUUACUUAGAAGCAUAAAUUUACACUGAAAUAUGGGCGUGUAUUACUAUCUUGCACAUUAGCAACAUCAGGACUGACUCAUUUUGUAGUGAGAAAGCUGUUCUGAGAUGUUAAUUACAGAGAUGGAUUAAUUUCCAUCUCCUUCCACCCGCCCUUCAUGCAUCUAUUCCAUGCUGUGUUUAGGGAACUCUUAGCAUAUAUAGGAACUACAGAGAAAGUGUGGACUAGAUUAAAGUUUCUGUAAAAACUCUGAAUUUGUUAUAUGUUGUUUUCCCUUUUAUGUUAAUAAAAAUUAUUUUUGUAUCUGCAGAUCCGCUUUUAUUUUUAUUGAAUAACUGGAAAGAGCUCAAUACUAUUCCAGCAUGCUGGAACCAUGAAAUCAAGUGAUAUUUGUUUCCAGAAGCUGGUAAAAUUGUGGCCUGGUUUUAGAUUCUGUUAGCAAAGGCAAGACUAUCUCUGACCUUCAGAUCAGCUUUGGAUACACCUUUAAGAUCUCUAGCACAUCUGAUGUUUUUCCAUUUGUCGUGAUGGAGAGGGCUCUUAGUCGGUAAAAUCAGUCUCAAGCACAGAAAUCGCACAGAGCCUAUGCAGCAUGUUAGAUGUAGGGCCAAGAAAAAGGAAUAAAUUCUUUCUUUAUUACUGCCCUAUUUUGAUAAGCGUUCACAUCUCCUUAUGAGCUUACACCUUUCAAGUAGGUCCCUGCUGAGAUGGAAUAUGAUACAUCCAACAGCUGUUGCAAAAAUCAAUGGACUGCUGCUGCUAAGAAGGAAACAUCUUCACAAGAAAUGCAGGUCAAGGAGGCUGAUGAAGGAGGCAUCGAAACUCAGAAAAUAGCAGAAAGUUGCCAAAGUGUGUACAUCAGAGCACAGUAAGACUGAAAGGGGCUGAUGCCUGGAAUGGGAGAAGAGAGAGAAGGAUCAUUUGGCAAAAGGGACCAGCAAGAAGCUAGAGACUGAUUAAGGGAGAGCCUCCACUGAUCCAUAUAGUUUUCUUACUGAGUCUCUGCUUUGGAAAUUGUGAAGGAGUUGAUCAUAAUGGUGAAUGAGAUGCUCUGCUCAGCAAAGCUCCAAGAGCUAAGGACCAGACUGACUGGUGAUCUAUACUUAUGCAUUAAUAAAUAAGCAUUUUAUUUCUUUUGAGUACAAUGCCAUAGGGUGUUUUAAGUAGUAUAAUUAGUUUGCUGUUAAAUAGGAAAAGAUAUUCUAUUAUAGAUAGAUAGAUAGAUAGAUAGAUAGAUAGAUAGAUAGAUAGAUAGAUAGCAAGACUAGAAAGUUAGUUACCUUUUGCAAAACGUGAACCAUAAUUUAAUUGAAUAAUUUUAUAAUAUAAUUUAAAACCUCAGGAGUUAGAAGUUUGGAGGUUGCUUCUAGACUAAUAGCUACAGACUGUUGGCUCAGCCUGCUGGAAAAGCUGUUCCUCUAGACUAGUUUUUGGCAGAAAGAUCUUAUGUAAAUCAUAUAUUUAACAAUAUAUGACACAGUUCUUAAUUUAAAAAAAAUUUUUUUUUUAAAUUUUUUAAAAAAAUGAGAAUUCUUUUUUUCCUAAAGACAAUAUUUAAAAGCUGACCAUUACCUAUAUAUUAUUUAAAUAAAACGCAGUAAGAAUAUGCAAAAAUUGAAUGGUUUUAGAGCUUUUUGUCAUUGGUUCUCCCUAAGAUCUGUUCAGAAUCAGCUUAUCUUUAAAGUACUUUGUGGGGCUUUACAGCAGCCACCCAAGAAAGAUGUCCAGAACGAUGACUGAUCUCAGAGAAGAGCUGUGGCAUAUUUUAAAAAGUUUUGUAAAUUGAAAUGAAACUGUGACCCACAGAAACAAUUGUUGUCUGGUGGUUUGGGGUUUUUUGCAAGCUUGAGUAUAUUUACGAAGAGGAAGUCUGAAGAAGAGUAUCCAUUACUAAAUGCAAUUAAAGGCGAGGGAAAAACAGCAGCAACUUACUGCAAUUCUUGUAAAGAGCUUUGCUAAACUCCUGGGAAUAGAAGCCACUGAUGCUUCUGGUUCCAGAAUUGUUCUUAAUGAGCUUAUUAUUCUAUUCUCUGUUCUCUGGUGAACUUCCCUUGAUUCUAAAAGUCAUCAGGCACAUAACACUUUUGCAGACAAAUGAAGUGGAGAACCAAACUCUGAGGGCUUUUCAGUCUGGACACCGUCGAGGAGGAAUAUCUGGCACCACAUUCCUAUAGAUCAGAGGGUGUUUACUGACACUGGAUUAUUUUGCGGAAGACAGGAUUUUUUGCAAUAUUUACUGCCUACUCAUCAUGUCUUCCAUUCUUGGGAAGAUGAAGAAAUUUGGCAGUUCUGACAUGGAGGAAUCUGAAGUGACAGAUGAACACAUGGAUGGGGAGGACUCCAUGCUGGAAAUGCCUGACAGCUUCCAGGGUUCACUCAGCACCAAGGUGCAGCCACCCAAAAGCAACAUCUUUGCAAGACGUGGGCGGUUUGUGAUGGGGGAUAGUGACAAGGACAUGGCUCCCAUGGACUCCUUUUACCAGAUGGAUUACCUGAUGGCACCUUCUGUCAUCAAAUUUCAUGCCAAUUUGGAGAGGGGGAAACUUCACAAGCUCUUAUCUACAGAUUCCAUCACGGGCUGCUCAGAAAAAGCUUUCAAAUUUUAUGACCGCAGAAGGAUCUUUGAUGCUGUAGCCCAAGGCAACACAAGGGACCUGGAUGAUCUGCUACUCUACCUUAAUAGAACCUUGAAGCAUCUCACAGAUGAUGAGUUCAAAGAGCCAGAAACUGGGAAAACCUGCUUACUGAAAGCCAUGCUGAAUCUACAUGAUGGGAAAAAUGAUACCAUUCCCUUGCUGCUGGAUAUUGCAAGGAAAACUGGAACUCUGAAAGAGUUUGUUAAUGCAGAGUAUACUGACAACUACUACAAGGGCCAGACUGCACUUCACAUCGCCAUUGAGAGAAGAAACAUGUACCUGGUGAAGCUUUUGGUCCAGAACGGAGCAGAUGUUCAUGCAAGAGCCUGUGGGGAGUUCUUCAGGAAAAUCAAAGGGAAAUCUGGCUUUUAUUUUGGGGAGCUGCCUUUGUCCCUGGCUGCCUGCACCAACCAGCUCUGCAUUGUGAAAUUUCUCCUCGAGAACCCCUACCAGGCAGCCAACAUCACCGCUGAGGACUCCAUGGGUAAUAUGGUCCUGCACACACUGGUGGAGAUUGCAGAUAAUACUAAGGAUAAUACCAAGUUUGUUACCAAGAUGUACAACAACAUAUUGAUUCUUGGUGCCAAAAUUAAUCCAAUCCUGAAGCUAGAAGAACUCACCAACAAGAAAGGGCUGACUCCAUUAACUCUGGCGGCCAAAACAGGGAAGAUAGGGAUUUUCGCUUAUAUCCUCAGACGAGAGAUCAAAGAUCCUGAGUGCAGACAUUUGUCUAGAAAGUUCACUGAAUGGGCUUACGGACCUGUCCACUCAUCUCUUUAUGACCUGUCCUGUAUAGACACAUGCGAGAAAAAUUCAGUGCUUGAGAUUAUUGCCUACAGCAGUGAAACACCAAACCGUCAUGAGAUGCUGCUGGUGGAACCCCUUAAUAGGCUGCUGCAAGACAAGUGGGACCGGUUUGUCAAACACUUAUUUUACUUUAACUUCUUUGUCUAUACGAUACAUAUCAUCAUCCUCACCACAGCUGCUUACUACAGACCUGUAGAGAAGAAGGAAAAGCCUCCCUUCACGUUUGGUCAUAGCACUGGGGAAUAUUUUCGAGUGACUGGAGAGAUCCUGAGUGUACUGGGAGGUCUCUAUUUUUUUUUCAGAGGGAUACAGUAUUUCGUGCAGAGGCGCCCAUCAUUCAAGACGCUGAUAGUUGACAGCUACAGUGAGGUUCUUUUCUUUGUUCACUCCUUGCUCCUCCUGAGCUCUGUGGUGCUGUACUUCUGUGGCCAGGAACUGUACGUGGCUUCCAUGGUCUUCUCCUUGGCGCUGGGCUGGGCUAACAUGCUGUACUACACCCGUGGCUUCCAGCAGAUGGGCAUUUACUCUGUCAUGAUUGCCAAGAUGAUCCUUAGAGAUUUAUGUCGCUUCAUGUUUGUCUAUCUAGUAUUCCUUUUGGGAUUUUCUACAGCUGUGGUGACUUUAAUUGAAGAUGACAAUGAGGGGCAAGACACAAAUAGCUCUGAAUAUGCCAGAUGCUGCCAUAUGAAACGAGGCCGCACAUCCUACAAUAGUCUGUAUUACACCUGCUUGGAGCUUUUCAAGUUCACUAUUGGGAUGGGGGACCUGGAGUUCACAGAGAACUACAGGUUCAAGUCUGUGUUUGUCAUCCUUUUGGUUCUCUAUGUCAUCCUUACAUACAUCCUCCUGCUCAACAUGCUUAUUGCACUGAUGGGGGAAACUGUGAGCAAAAUCGCACAGGAGAGCAAGAGCAUCUGGAAACUCCAGAGAGCCAUCACAAUCCUGGAUAUUGAAAACAGCUACUUGAACUGUGUGAGGCGCUCGUUCCGGUCUGGGAAGCAAGUCUUGGUGGGGGUCACACCUGACGGCCAAGAUGAUUACAGAUGGUGCUUUAGGGUUGAUGAAGUGAACUGGUCCACGUGGAAUACUAAUCUGGGCAUAAUCAACGAAGACCCUGGGUACUCUGGGGACCUCAAACGAAAUCCCAGUUACAGUAUUAAGUCUGGCAGAGUUUCAGGGAAAAACUGGAAAACAUUGGUUCCACUUUUAAGAGAUGGAAGCAGGAGAGAAGAGACUCAAAAACUGCCAGAAGAAGUCAAAUUAAAACCUAUUUUGGAACCUUAUUACGAGCCAGAAGAUUCUGAGCCAUUGAAGGAGUCACUUCCAAAGUCAGUCUAAUCUUAUUUUAUUUUUAAGAAGAAGGUUAAUUCUAGUUGCCUGUGUUGGUCCUCACAAGCAGGGCAAUUAGAGUACGUUAUUCAUACGAAAAGGGAUUUUUGGAAAAAGGUCAGAGGACUUAGGAAAUUACUGUGUGCAAGGAUUUAUUAAGUGUGCUAAAUAAACUACUUGUUGUUUAA